Molecule: messenger RNA, 1705 nt
Organism: Prosopis cineraria
Lineage: Eukaryota; Viridiplantae; Streptophyta; Magnoliopsida; Fabales; Fabaceae
Exons: 3
Coding region: 360-1124 (254 amino acids)
Biological process (GO): response to red or far red light
Source: RefSeq, a predicted model, not a curated record
CCUCCGAGAGACAGAGAGAUAGGGAAAAAAACCAAGGGUGUGGAUAUUAUAUUCUGGGAUAUCCAUGCCAUUGCAUUUUGCUUUAUAAAGUUUCGAUCUUUCGGCAUGGAGGUGGUGAUCACUCUUUCUCUCUCUACUUGAGCUCUCAGACUCUUCUUCUAUCUUCUGGAUCCAGAUGGAAGCUGAAAAUCAGAACUCAUCUCAAGCAAACAGAUCCAUUUUGCUAUUGAAAUCUUGAGAUUUAGCUGGAAGUGAAGAUUUUUGAUUUGGUUGCACAAUCAACUUGGAUGGAUUUGCUUCAGACUUUCCUUUUAUUGAAGUAUAAAGACAUUAUAUAUGUAGGAUGUGAGUGAUUGAAGAUGCAGGAUAUAACUGCAAGUGUAUCUUUCCCUGUUCUGAAGAAGUUCUAUAAUUUACUUAUAAAAAGAAGAUUCGAAAUGGAUGAUGUUCACAUGACCAACAUUGUUGAAUGGAAUAAGAAAAGGAAAUUACAGAUUGAUCAAUUGGAUUUGCUCAGACCAAAGCAUAAAUGCUGGGUUCGGAAUUUCCCUUCUGAGCAGGCUUUGACAUCUGAUGAGAAUUUAAGGUCAGAGAGAAUGCAUGAUCCUCCAGUCAAGGUCAAACCAGAUGCUUUAGUCCUUGAUGAAAGGCCAUCUCCUGUAUCUGCCGAAGACAGCAAUAGUUUUGCCGAAGAUUCUGAUGCUUCAAUGUCUGUAAAUGAGGAAGUUAAACUUGAGGCAGAUUGUGCAAAUACAUUCCUAUGUGGCAGGCCUUCUACUUCCUUUGGCCAUUGGGAUGGCUAUAAUUCUAAGGAUGUAACAACGAUUGAGAAGACAAAUUCUAGUGAGGACGCAUUUACCGACAGAGAAUAUAAUCAAACUUAUCAAGAGGCUGAUAUACAAGCUUUGCGGAAUCUUGAGGAGCAGCUUCUGGGAUAUGAAAAGCUUAAGGAUCACUUGUACUCAGAGUAUGGAAAAGACAGCUGCGAGGAGUCUAUGGACAAGGGAUUUGAAGAUCUUCUCUAUCCAAGUGGGGUAAAUCCUAACAUGUAUUUCCUUUCUUCCGGAAGAUGGGAAGUAAACCAAGGUAUACAAAAUAGUCAGAUCUUAUUAUUAUUCUCAUAAUCUGAUAUGAGAAGUUGCUUUAUGCGUGUGAUCGAUGCAGUAGUUCUGCUCAGUAACCCCUAGUUUAUAUCAUCAUAAAAAGAUAUAUCUGAAUCUUCCCUUGAUAACUUAAGCUUUCAAGUACCAAUGGACUUUGACAUUGUGUGCGCAGCUUUUCUGACCUACUGGUGUAGACUGUGAUUAUACUUAAAUGAAAGCCAAGACUUCCAUGUGAGGGGUUGUGUCUGGAAAUAUGGCGAAGCUACAGAUUUCAAGUAAAACAAGUUAAAAUUUUGAGGUCAUGUAGUAUUUGACUGUUUAUAAUAUAAGUAUAAUUUUGUUGCAGAGGCGCAAUCAAGUACGAGGCCGCCGACUAUUGAUCAAGAAUUCGAGGAGUACUUUUCGAUGCUGAUGCUGUAGCAGAGAAUGUUAAUAGAGGAGUGGAUUUAUAUGUAUCUAGUUAAUGCCAAAUGUGGUUAUUGUACAUAAUAAUGUCAUGAUUGUAUGAAGAUUUUACACGACUAAGUUAUUCUAACUACUUGAUAACAUCUUCAAAUGGUAGUCUCGAGUCUGGGAUUUCUCCUCAUGGGUCCCAUCCAUUA